AAGUACUUAUGUAAGAUUUAUGUAAGUGAAUACAUAUCUUAAAUAAGAUAUAGCAUAAAUUAGUAUAGAAUGAAGUCUUUUAUAUAUACUCAUUGAAUUCUUUAUUUUGUAGUACAUAUAUACGUAUAUAGAAGGAAUUAUGUGGCAUUUAAAUGAGACAUUAAAUAACUAUGUAUCGUGACUUUGUGAUAAUUUAUCCAGUCAUUAGUAAAUUUCGCAUAAUUUUGAAAUAGAAUAAAUAGGCGACGAAAUUCGAUACCAUUAAUCAUUUUAGGUUAUAUUUUGUGAUAUUUGUUAAUUAAAAUAUGCGCGCAACUAUUGCGAUAUUGUGUGUUUUUCUUGGUUGUUGCAGUAAUGUUGUUUUCUUGGAACUUCUUGUUAAAGAUGAUCCAGGUAGUGGAAAUCUUAUCACAUUUUCACAGUUCCUUUUUAUAUCCAUAGAAGGGUUUUUAUUCACUUCAAAAUGUGGAACAGUAAAGCCUAAUAUAGGAAUAAAAGAUUAUUUUAUAUUAGUCACAAUGUUUUUUAUUGCAAAUGUUUGCAAUAAUUAUGCAUUUGAUUUUAAUAUACCUAUGCCGUUACAUAUGAUAUUCAGAGCUGGUUCUCUGAUAGCUAAUAUGAUUAUGGGUAUUAUUAUUUUAAACAAAAAAUAUGUCUUUAGUAAAUAUUUAUCUGUAUUUAUGAUAACUCUUGGAAUUGCAAUUUGUACUAUUGUUAGUGGAAAAGAAAUUAAAUCUUUACAACCUAAAAAUAUUGAGCAAGUACCAACUACACCAUGGGAUGAUUUUUUCUGGUGGAUAUUAGGAAUAUCAUUAUUAACUAUUGCAUUAUUUGUAUCUGCAAGAAUGGGAAUUUAUCAAGAAGUAUUACAUAAAAAAUAUGGAAAAAAUGCGAGAGAAGCAUUGUAUUACACGCAUUUAUUACCUUUACCAUUUUUUUUAACAUUGACUUCUAAUAUUUGGGAUCAUCUUAUAUAUGCUCUAGCAUCAGAUCCAAUAAAAAUAUCAAUUAUUAAUAUUCAAGUGCCAAAAUUAAUUGUAUAUCUUAUAGGAAAUAUUUUGACACAAUAUAUGUGUAUAAGUUCCGUUUUUGUAUUAACGACGGAAUGUACAUCUCUUACAGUAACAUUAGUAAUAACAUUACGGAAAUUUUUAUCUUUACUUUUUUCUAUAAUAUAUUUUAAAAAUCCAUUUACAAUUUAUCAUUGGAUUGGUACAAUCUUAGUCUUUACAGGAACAAUAAUAUUUACAGAAAUAUUACCAAAAAUUGCAGAAAGUUUACAAUUUACAGAAAAGACUAAGAAAGUUCAAUAAUAAAUAAUAUUAUUAAUUAUAUAAACAAAAA
Molecule: messenger RNA, 1344 nt
Organism: Apis mellifera (honey bee)
Lineage: Eukaryota; Metazoa; Arthropoda; Insecta; Hymenoptera; Apidae
Gene: Efr
Product: UDP-xylose and UDP-N-acetylglucosamine transporter
Exons: 5
Coding region: 306-1313 (335 amino acids)
Biological process (GO): transmembrane transport
Cellular component (GO): endoplasmic reticulum membrane; Golgi membrane
Molecular function (GO): UDP-xylose transmembrane transporter activity; UDP-N-acetylglucosamine transmembrane transporter activity
Source: RefSeq, a predicted model, not a curated record